GCAGCGCAUAGGGCUGGUGGUUGGCUUCACAUCUGUCGGGCUCACCUCAGCAGAACGAAUCCACCCAAGCCUCCAUCAUGAAGCUACAUCUCUUCACAGCCCUCUUGGUUCUCCUAACAGCUGAGGAAGCAGACGCCCUGAAGGAACCUGAGAUAUGUUACAUUUUGGAUGGGAUUCUCUUUGCCUACGGCAUCACUCUCACCUUCCUCUACUGUCGACUGAAGAUUCAAUACCGAAAGAAAUCAAAACAGUUACAGGACUCUUCGGCAAUCUAUGAGAAAGUGGAAGGAAUCUAUACAGGCCUUGUCACGCCUGAAGGUGACACCUACACACCCCUCAAGCUUACCAAGCCUGAACCACCGAGUAAAACCCCUGAAGAAGAGUUUGAAGUGGAGUAGGCCCUGCACUGCUGUGGCUUGCGGAAACCUUUGGCUGACAUCUGAAACCUGCAAAGCCGCGUUUGAUGUGGGACAACUGUCGAGCAAUCCUCGCUACACCUUCAGGGAAGACUCUGUCCUGUUUUGUGCCCUGACCAAGUGGCUUUGAUGAGGGGGAGCCUUGUUCGUGGUAGCUGCCGCUUGCUCUUUUAAGCCAAUGCCUAUUAGGAUGCGGCGUGGGCUUUUUGUUAACUCCACCGGGUGCUCUCACGAGUACCUCUCAAAGCCUAUUCAAUUGUAGGGCAAAACUAGUUUGUCCAUGAUCCCGUACAACCCCAGGGAACUUUAUAUACCCUUAUACAUAAUUGCCUAAGGGAUGGAAUGUCCGACGACUAACCCCCAGCCAAUGGGUGUGCAGGACUCACAACAUUCCAUCCAAUUCCCGCCCACCUUCCCCCAAC
Messenger RNA from Sphaerodactylus townsendi, 838 nucleotides. RefSeq names its product Fc epsilon receptor Ig (gene FCER1G). Gene Ontology annotation, molecular function: IgE receptor activity. The transcript has 5 exons. Gene Ontology annotation, biological process: cell surface receptor signaling pathway. The record is from RefSeq and is a predicted model, not a curated record. Lineage: Eukaryota; Metazoa; Chordata; Lepidosauria; Squamata; Sphaerodactylidae. Gene Ontology annotation, cellular component: Fc-epsilon receptor I complex. The coding region runs from base 78 to 398 and encodes 106 amino acids.